Messenger RNA from Nicotiana tabacum (common tobacco), 1191 nucleotides. The record is from RefSeq and is a predicted model, not a curated record. Lineage: Eukaryota; Viridiplantae; Streptophyta; Magnoliopsida; Solanales; Solanaceae.
UGUAAUUUUUUUGGUUGCAUUGUCGCAGAACGCAUUAAUCUUGGCAAAAUAUCGAGUUCAUACAAUAGAUCAAGCUUGAAUUAUAAGUAUGAAAAUCUUGAGAAGGCAACAAAUUACUUUGAUACAUCAACUAAAGUAGGCCAAGGAGGAAAUGGUUCUGUAUAUAAAGGAACUCUGCCUAAUGGAAAUGUUAUUGCAGUUAAGAGACUGUUUUUCAAUACAAGACAAUGGGUUGAUGAAUUCUUCAAUGAGGUUAAUCUAAUCAAUGGAAUUGAACACAAAAAUCUUGUUAAGUUGUUGGGUUGCAGUAUUGAAGGCCCCGAGAGCUUGCUCGUAUAUGAGUUUGUGCCAAAUAAGAGCUUGGACCAAUACCUCUUUGACAAGAGCAAGAUAAAGAUUCUAAGUUGGGAAGAACGUUUCCAUAUUAUAGUUGGAACAGCAGAAGGCCUUGCAUUCUUACAUGGAGGUUCUGAAAUCAGAAUCAUUCAUAGGGACAUCAAGAGUUCAAACAUACUUCUCGACGAAAAUCUUGAAGCAAAGAUCGCUGAUUUUGGACUUGCUCGGUGUUUUGCAGCUGAUAAAACUCAUCUUAGCACUGGAAUUGCUGGCACAUUAGGAUAUAUGGCUCCUGAAUACCUAGUAAAAGGACAGCUAACAGAAAAGGCUGAUGUCUAUAGUUAUGGAGUGCUUGUUCUUGAAAUUGUUUGUGGCAGAAAAAACAUUGCCUUUGCUGAGGACUCUGGAUCUCUACUACAAACAGUGUGGAAACUCUAUACAACAAAUCAAGUUACUGAAGCAUUAGACCCUCUAUUGAAAGGUAAUUUUCCACCAGAAGAGGCAUCAAAGGUUCUAAAAGUAGGGCUAUUAUGCACUCAAGCUUCUGUCGCUUUAAGACCAUCAAUGACUGAAGUUGUCCAAAUGUUAACAUGUGAAGAUUGUCAAAUUCCAGAACCAUGCCAACCACCUUUCUUAAAUUCAAGUUUAUUAGCUGGCGGCUCUCUUAAAUCCAGCAUAAGAAGUUUAGUCUCAUCAAAUACACUCUUUAAAUUAGAUGAAUCUUAUACCACAACUACAGGGACAGGGUCCUCUAGUAUACAUAGUUCAUCAGAUGGACCACCAAGAAGUGAUGAAUUUCUUCUAAAACAUUCUGAAAAAUAGAAAAUAAGUUAAUUGCCCCCUCCCCCCCCCCCC